GGGUCGCGGUGUGAUGACAUAACGUUUACUAUGGAGGCAGAAAGGAAAAAGAGGGGAAGAAGGAGCAGUAGUGGCAGUAGCUCCUCUGGUAGUGAAGAUGAGCGGCCGAAGAGGAGAGAGGAGCAGGAUAAGGACACGGAGGAGCGAUGGGUGGGACCGAUGCCUGCCGAGGCUUCGCAAAGCAAGAAGCGGAAAGUUCUGGAAUUUGAAAGAGUCUACCUGAGCAAUCUUCCAAGUGCAUUGAUGUAUGAGCGCAGCUACAUGCACAGAGAUGUCAUCACCCACAUUGUCUGUACAAAGACAGAUUUUAUUAUAACAGCUAGCCAUGAUGGGCAUGUCAAAUUCUGGAAAAAGGUAGAAGAAGGAAUUGAAUUUGUAAAACAUUUUCGCAGUCAUUUAGGAGUAGUAGAAAGUAUUGCUGCCAGUUCUGAAGGAGCGUUAUUCUGUUCUGUUGGGGAAGACAAAGCAAUGAAAGUGUUUGACGUGGUGAACUUUGACAUGAUAAACAUGCUGAAACUUGGUUAUCAUCCUGGUCAGUCAGAAUGGAUUUAUUGCCCUGGGGAUGCAAUAUCGGCGGUGGCAUGCUCCGAGAAGAGUACAGGAAAGGUCUUUGUUUAUGAUGGGCGAGGGGAUAACACACCUAUGCAUAUAUUUGACAAACUCCACUCUUCUCCACUUACCCUGAUCCGGCUGAAUGCUGUAUACAAGGUGGUUGUGUCAUCAGACAAAUCUGGAAUGAUUGAAUACUGGACUGGUCCACCACGUGGUUACAAGUUUCCUAACAAUGUCAGCUGGGAGUUUAAGACAGACACUGACUUGUAUGAACUCGCAAAAUGUAAAGCAACUCUUUCAAGUAUUAGUUUUUCACCAGAUGGAAAAAAGAUGGCCACUAUUGGAUCCGAUAGAAAAGUUAGAAUUUUUCGCUUCUUAACAGGGAAGCUCAUGCGGGUUUUUGAUGAGUCUUUAAGUAUGUUUACUGAACUGCAACAGAUGAGGCAACAGCUUCCAGACAUGGAGUUUGGGCGACGCAUGGCUGUAGAGCGCGAGUUGGAGAAAGUGGAUGCUAUAAAAUUAAUGAAUAUCAUAUUUGAUGAGACUGGACACUUUGUUCUUUAUGGAACUAUGCUGGGCAUUAAAGUAAUUAAUAUCGAAACAAACCGGUGUGUACGUAUCCUUGGGAAGCAAGAAAAUAUCCGUGUGAUGCAGCUAGCUCUUUUCCAGGGCGUGCCCAAGAAGCAUCGUGCAGCUUCCACCGUAGAAAUGAAAGCGUCUGAUAAUCCUGUGCUGAUGAGUGCACAGCCUGAUCCUAUUAUUUUGUGCACAGCAUUCAAAAAGAAUCGCUUUUACACGUUUACCAAAAGGGAGCCGGAGGACACAAAAAGUGCUGACUGUGACAGAGACGUGUUUAACGAGAAGCCAUCCAAAGAAGAAGUUAUGGCAGCCACUCAAGCAGACGGACCAAAACGUGUUUCAGAUAGCGCCAUUAUCCACACUAGUAUGGGGGAUAUUCAUGUUCGCCUAUUUCCUGUAGAGUGUCCAAAGACUGUAGAGAAUUUCUGUGUCCACAGCCGCAAUGGUUACUACAAUAGCCAUAUAUUUCACCGUGUAAUUAAGGGGUUCAUGACUCAGACUGGUGAUCCAACAGGCACAGGCAUGGGAGGGGAAAGCAUAUGGGGAGGAGAAUUUGAAGAUGAGUUCCAUGCCACGUUGAGACAUGAUCGUCCGUACACUCUCAGCAUGGCUAAUGCUGGGGCCAAUACCAAUGGCUCGCAGUUCUUUUUAACAGUGGUGCCAACUCCUUGGCUUGACAACAAACACACUGUAUUUGGACGGGUAACUAAAGGAAUGGAAGUUGUCCAAAGGAUCUCUAACGUUAAGAUUAACCCUAAAACUGAUAAACCCUAUGAAGAUAUCACCAUAAUUAGCAUCACAGUCAAAUAAGUUUGUAUUUAAUCACUGAGCAUUCUGUACAUAUGCUGUAGUUUUAGACUAAGGUUGAGACUGCAAAAUAUUGAUUAAAAUUCUGUGACAUUUUCUUAAAAUAAAAUCUCAAAAUACA
Bombina bombina (fire-bellied toad) is the source of this 2059-nucleotide messenger RNA. It is a transcript of the gene PPWD1, whose product is annotated as peptidylprolyl isomerase domain and WD repeat containing 1. The coding region runs from base 31 to 1941 and encodes 636 amino acids. The record is from RefSeq and is a predicted model, not a curated record. NCBI's taxonomy places the organism in Eukaryota, Metazoa, Chordata, Amphibia, Anura, Bombinatoridae. The transcript is spliced from 11 exons. Gene Ontology annotation, molecular function: peptidyl-prolyl cis-trans isomerase activity; protein binding. Gene Ontology annotation, biological process: protein peptidyl-prolyl isomerization.